AUGUCCUUCCUCUUCCGUCCCAUCUCCCGCCUCUUCCGCGUAGGCAAGUCUCGCCACUUGGCUGGUACCGACUUGGAGGGCAACCGCUACUACGAGUACCCUUCGCUGCACGGAUCGGAUGACCCUCGGCAUACCAGGCGGCUGAUCGAGUACAGGGUCAAGAAGGAUCACUACAGCGAGUAUGAUACCAAGAAUGUGGCGGUACAGUGGAAGAUGUGGUUGAGGCAUACUCGGAUGGACCCGCCUCCGCUUGAUGAACUGGAAGCUGACAAACAGAGGAUGCUUCGACUGCAGGAGAAUGUGCGCCUGAUAGCUAUUCGAGACGAAGAGAGCAGAAGAGCGGCCGAAGUUAAGAGGUUGGAAGAGUACGGCCAGGCAGUUUCCUCC
Microstroma glucosiphilum is the source of this 387-nucleotide messenger RNA. RefSeq lists its product as hypothetical. The record is from RefSeq and is a predicted model, not a curated record. Gene Ontology annotation, cellular component: membrane. The transcript is spliced from 2 exons. NCBI's taxonomy places the organism in Eukaryota, Fungi, Basidiomycota, Exobasidiomycetes, Microstromatales, Microstromataceae. Gene Ontology annotation, biological process: mitochondrial respiratory chain complex I assembly. The annotation marks the transcript as partial.